Hemibagrus wyckioides is the source of this 1707-nucleotide messenger RNA. Its product is annotated as angiopoietin-related protein 5-like. Gene Ontology annotation, biological process: Tie signaling pathway; angiogenesis. NCBI's taxonomy places the organism in Eukaryota, Metazoa, Chordata, Actinopteri, Siluriformes, Bagridae. The record is from RefSeq and is a predicted model, not a curated record. The transcript is spliced from 7 exons. Gene Ontology annotation, molecular function: receptor tyrosine kinase binding. The coding region runs from base 1 to 972 and encodes 323 amino acids.
AUGUAUUUCAGAAAUUCCUCACAACAGUCUAUGAAGUUUACACAUCAGUGUGACAAACAAAUACCCAGUGAGCUGAAGUCCUUGGGUGGGCCAACUAUUUGGACUGCUACAUUAAAACUGUCCCUACUUCUGCCUCUGAAACAAGCCUCAGACACUGGAACUGUGAAGUUAAUCAUCACAGUAAGGAUGAUGACUAGCUGGGCCGGACUUCUCUUACUGUCACUGUGCAUGGUCACUUCCCUGGUCAGGAUGAAGGCUUCGACGGUUGCAGAUGGCACAGACUGCACAGCAAUUAAAAAAAAAUCCCCAUAUGCAUCAAGUGGUGUCUAUAACAUUCAGCCAUCUGGAAGCCGAAAACCUUUCCAGGUUUACUGUUUGAUGCAACAGGAUGGAGGCUGGACUGUUAUCCAGAGGAGGUCUGGUGGAAAAGUUUCCUUUGAAAGGAACUGGAAAGACUAUAAGAACGGAUUUGGAAAUGUUCGCUAUGACCACUGGCUGGGCCUCGCCAAGAUAUGGGCUCUAACCAAAAACAAGAAUCAUAAAGCAACACUCAGAGUAGGCCUGUGGGACUUCGAAGGAAAUUCUGUCUAUGCGAAUUACCAAAAUUUUUGGAUCGGCAGUGAGAAAACAGCUUACCGGCUUCAUGUUGGGAAAUACACGGGCACUGCAGGUGAUGCUAUCCGUGGGGCAUAUGCAGGCAUUGACCAGAAUGGCUAUGGUUUCACUACAAAUGACAGUGACAAUGAUGGCUGCUCCCCAUGCAUUUUUGGAGAUAUUGCAGUUAAUAGCUGCAGCACUCAAAAAGGUGGAGGUUGGUGGUUCAGUCGGUGUGGCUCAGCUAACCUGCAUGGAAUUUGGCAUUCUGAGGGAAAUAAUCGGGGAUGGGCAUCUGGUCUCCACUGGCACACCUGGAAAUCCCCUGAGCCAUACUCAGCUAAGAGAACACGCAUGAUGAUCAAGAUCAUUCAGUAGUCAUAGGUUUGUGCUUCUACAGCAAGCAACAAAAUGAUGUGUUGCUUUUUAUUUUUUAACACACAAUAAACAUACACCAAUUUCAUUAGUCUAUAUUAUCUCAGUUUGCAUGGGUUUCCUCCAAGUUCACCAGUUUCCUUUUACGGUCCAUAAACAUGAAUGUAGGCUAACUGGCUAUAGAAAAUUCCCCAGAGAUGAAACUAGUGUGUGAAUAUUUGUGUGUUCUGCAAAGGACUGGUGUCAUCUCCUGAUCCAUCACCAGUAUAAUACGGUUAUUAAGCAUGGAUAAAUGACUAUUUACAUAUUAAUCACUAUUUACAUUGUUUACUAAACUGGUUUCUGUUUAAAAUGAUAAAUGUUGGCUAUAUUCAAUACACUUCAGGACUUCGACAUCCUAAUUCCAUUUUAUGUUUCAAAUGAGUGGAGUUGAUGAAAUAUUUCUUUACCAUUGUUCAUGGAAUAAAUGCUGUGUUUCACUAAGCUGUAUGACUAACACUGAGCUUUACUUUAGAUAAGAACUAGAUCCUUUUUUAAGGUCCAGUUAUGUCCAGUUAUUGUGGGAGAAAACAUGCCAAACACACAUACUUAGAUAUCACCAUACUUAGACAUUCAGUUAGUUUAGUAACAACAGUUACUAAUGGGUACCUUUAUUAUGCUUUUUUUUUGUAUGAAAAUGCUUGCUUUUGAUAAUGUUCUGUUAUUAUGAAGAGGCAAAUAAUAAAAUGCUUUCAAGGC